Molecule: messenger RNA, 3395 nt
Organism: Osmerus eperlanus (European smelt)
Lineage: Eukaryota; Metazoa; Chordata; Actinopteri; Osmeriformes; Osmeridae
Gene: pnpla8
Product: patatin-like phospholipase domain containing 8
Exons: 10
Coding region: 350-2611 (753 amino acids)
Biological process (GO): arachidonate metabolic process
Cellular component (GO): membrane
Source: RefSeq, a predicted model, not a curated record
AAAUACUUCAACGGUAAACACACUCAACAUGUAAUCCAAUCAAAACGAACAUCCUUGUCACAUGGUGUAGUGCACUUCCUGUUUUUUUCCGAUUUGUCUGACUGAAUGAGGAAGCAUACACAACAAGAUAGAAAAUGAUACAUUUAGUAGCGGUGAUACAGUUUUGACUCUGAGAGAAAAUAGGGUACAACUUCCCCCCCAGGCCUAGCCAGCCAAACGGCUGACUGACAGAAUUACCCAUGGCAAAUUGCAUACCAAUAUGGCAAAACAAUAUCCACCUACGCUGUAUCCAGUCUAGUCUGUAGACUAGCCGUUUAAAUCCAUCGUUGUCCUUCAAGUAAGCUGACGCAUGUCGCGGAUCAGAACCACGCUGGACACCGUUACCAAAGCAGUGGGAAGCACGGACCUCAUCUCCAAGUUCUCUCGCCUUAAAACCAGUUCUGGAUUCGGCUCCGCCUCCCAUGCUGAUAAGGUUGUCGGGCAAGAGGAGUCUCCUGCCAGCGAGUCCGUUGCCUCUGGAGAUAUGAAACCCCCCGAGGAGGACAAGGGGAAAGUUCCAGAACCACCGCAGCAGGAGCGAGAGGGGAAGCAACAGCAGCAACAAGAGAAGCACUCUGCAGAGAAGCCCUUUAUGACACCUAAGCAGGUACCAUCCCAUGUGGUAGCUAAUGCAACCUGCACAGGAUCCAGCUCCUCCAUGGUGGCCAAGCAGACCCUGCAACUCUUUCACCCAGCAGCGCUGUCUGCCAACAUUGAGGAUACCUACAGCUACCUGUCCCAGCACGUCAACAGCUACUUUGGCAGCAAAGCACCCGAAGAUGACGGCAAGAGGGUUCCUCAGAGGCAGGACAAUCCCCCAGCAGCUUCUCUGGCUGUUGGGCCUAGCCUGGUGCAGAAGAGGCCUGGGGACCAUAUCCCUGUGUUGGUCCCUGUAGCUGAGGCCAAGGCCAUAGAAUCUGGUUCUCCUCCUCCCACUGAUCCAACCUCAGGACAAGGCAGCCCAGCGUCAGGUGUACCCACCUCAGAGCCACCACCUGCAGACAGCAAUGCCACAGUCACCCCUGCCCCAACCACCUCCCCCAAGAAGGGAAUUAGCCAGUACCUGUCUUACCCCGGGCCCAGCGUUCAGGCCUUCGUGGGCAGCUACUUCGCCCCACUGGUGCCUAAAUUCAGGGCGGAAACUAAGAGCGUUACUGUGGAGAAGGAGGACUUGUCUCCUGUCGACGGAGACUUGGCUAAGAAGACCAGAGAGAAGGCAGAGAAGGAGGAGGAGAAAACUGCAAAGGACAAGGCUAAGCAGCUCCUGAGCCAGAGAGAGAAGAUCAUAGCCAGGGUGAGUGUGGACAACAGAACCAGAGCUCUUGUCAAGGGUCUCCAGAGGGUGACGGAGGUACGGCUGCUGACCAACAGGGUGGAGGAGCUGGGAUACCACCUCCUGGAGUUCCCAGAGACACGAGGAGUGGCCGUCAAGGAGCGCGUGCUGCCGUGCUUGCUGCGUCUGCGCCAGGCCAGGGACUCCUCCCUGCAGGCUGCUGUCCAACAGGCCCUGGCCCUGCUGGGCUACACCGACCCCGUCAGGGCCAGGGGGAUACGGGUCCUGGCUAUCGACGGAGGGGGAACCAGAGGCUUGGUGGCUCUGCAGACUCUCCACAAGUUGCAGGAGAUGACCGGCAAGCCCGUUCACCAGCUGUUUGACUACAUCUGUGGGGUCAGCACAGGUGCCAUCCUGGCCUUCAUGCUGGGGGUGUACCGCUACCCCCUGGACGAGUGUGAGGCACUGUACAGGAAGCUGGGCUCCGACGUCUUCAAGCAAAACGUCAUCGUAGGGACAGUGAAGAUGAGCUGGAGCCACGGCUUCUACAACAGUGAGACCUGGGAGGACAUCCUCAAGGAGAGAAUGGGAGAGUCCUUGAUGGUAGAGUCUGCCAGGGAUCCAAAAUGCCCCAAGGUGUCAGCAGUGAGCACGAUAGUGAGCCGUGGGCUCCCUCUGAAGGCCUACGUGUUCAGGAACUACAGCCUGCUUCCUGGGGUCAGGUCCCAUUACCUGGGAGACUGCAGACACAAGAUGUGGCAGGCCAUCAGAGCCUCCUCUGCAGCUCCCGGGUACUUCCAGGAGUUUGUCCUGGAUAAAGACCUGCACCAGGACGGAGGCCUCCUGAUCAACAACCCCACAGCGCUGGCCAUCCACGAGUGCAAGCUGUUGUGGCCCAACACGCCCCUGCAGUGCGUGGUGUCCCUGGGCACGGGCCGCUACGAGUCAGCCGGCAAGAACAACCAGACCUCCACCAGCCUCAAGGCCAAGAUCACCAACGUCAUCAGCUCAGCCACCGACACAGAGGAGGUGCACACCAUGCUGGAUGCUCUCCUCCCCCCCGACACCUACUUCCGUUUCAACCCCUACAUGACCGAGGACAUCCCGUUAGACGAGAGCCGGCGCGAGAAGCUGGACUUCCUGCAGAGCGAAGGGGAGCGCUACCUGAUCCGGAACGAGGACAAGCUGAAGAAGGCGGCUAGCGUGCUGAGCCAGGAGAAGAGUGCUAUCCAGAGGCUGGCGGAGUGGGCCAGGCUCAAGGCUGACAUGUACGAUGGACUUCCCUUCUCUAAGCUCUAGAGGCCAUGUGUACAGUACACUGUCAGAUCGACAGCUAAAGGUUUAAGAUUUGAUGAAUUGUACUAAAGGUGUGUGGGUGUAGGUGUGUUUGGGUGGGUGGGUGGGUGUGUGUGGUAGACAUGAGGAUUUGUGAAGGGAACUACCUACCAUCGCUACCUAGCAUGUAUAGUACGUCCAAUUACUGUAAGUAUUUGUGAGUUACUGACCUUUCACCCGCACCUCGUGUCUGGUAACUUGAAGUAGGUGUUAAAACACGUUAGGCAUGUACGACAGUGUUAACAAGCAUGCUGCCUUUCACUUCACUUCUCAAAGAAGACAAGCACUUUGUAUCUCAAUUUAUCUUACCUUAUGUCUCGUGUACAUAGUUUGAUAAUUAGAUUUUGAUUAUCAAUUAAUUUAUAUCAUGCUAUCGAUUUUAAAUUUGAUGAUAGACUCUGAGUGUAGUCUAUUUUGAUUAAGCUUGAGAAUAUGAGUGCUGACUUUAUCCCUCAUUCAGUGUCUGAUACCAGAGAACAAUGACUAAUGUUACAAUGAAACUAAUAUGUAAUAGUAAUAGAAAACUUGAUACAGUGUAAUUCACCCUUGGAGGGGAUUCAUUUAGUUAAUACUUGUGCUUUGCUACUGUGUGAGGACACAGAGCAUGCCCCAUACUCAUCAGCCAGGAACCAAUCACUGUCUUUCAUCCUGUCAUUGUUUGCUGACUUAUAAAAAUGAAAAUCUUUAGUAUUACUGAUAAUAUAAAUUAUCAUUCCAUGAAAAUUCAAUAAAUGUUUUUUGAAUUGUA